GUAAAAAAAUAAAAAAAAUAAUAAUAAUAGUUAUACAUGACUGAAGCCAAGCACGCAGAGAGUGAACGACGGGAGGAAUUGCGACAGGAACCUCUUAGUUUGCGUCAUGAAUUUCGAUAUAGGAAUCUGGGACUUCACCAUCAUGCAGCCCAGGACUUUUAUAGAUCACAAUGGCAAUCGGAAGCAAGGUCGUUUGGCUUUCUCAUCUAUCGUUGGAUUUUGUGCACCUUCUUUGGCACUGCUUUAUUCAGCUAUUUCAAACUCUAUUAUCGCAAAGGACAUUGGUUUAUCUACUUAACUAAUUGGGGUUUUGUGCUGUGUGCCGUUACUAGCAUUAGUGGAGCAAUUUUAGUUACUCUAUAUCACAUAAAUCCUGCACAAAUAUUGAAUCGAAGCUACUUGAUGAGUUGUUAUUGGGCCUGUUAUUGGGUAAAUUUGAUCAUUGCGCAAAAGAUUUGUAUAAUCUAUUGGACGUGUGUGUACCCCAGGGAUCAGACGUCCAAUAAUCCGGUUAGGCUAAAUGCCCUCUUCAACAUAUGGCUGCAUGUCCUGCCAUCCCUGCUAUUCACCAUAGAUCACAUGGUGGUCGCACAGCCAUCGCGUCUGCUGCAUGUCUUCUAUCCAUUAGUGUUUUCCGGGGCCUAUAUGGGAUUUGCCUAUGUUUACUAUUUGUUAGGUGGCCUGGAUCCGUAUACGCGGACGUCCUUAUAUCUAUCCCAUUUUGAACUUUGCAAAGCCGUUAAGUGUGUUGAAAUUCGUUGGGUGGACAACGAUACUCCUGGUCUUCUGCUCAACUCUUCAGUACGGUUUGUAUCGUCUGAGGGUCCUGAUAGCGCGCAAGCUGGGUAAACUGCAGUAACUGGUGUCUCUACAUACGUAUAUCAUUUUCAGUGGGGGGUGGAAAAUUAUUCUAAUUGCAUAAUAUUAAAGCGUUCCAGUCCCCAGUGC
This is a messenger RNA of Drosophila grimshawi, 948 nucleotides long. Its product is annotated as protein rolling stone. The transcript has 4 exons. Bases 37 to 849 code for a protein of 270 amino acids. Lineage: Eukaryota; Metazoa; Arthropoda; Insecta; Diptera; Drosophilidae. Gene Ontology annotation, cellular component: membrane. The record is from RefSeq and is a predicted model, not a curated record.